AAACCAUAUGACCCCAACGCGCCUAAACGCCCUACCAACGCUUUCAUGUUCUUCUGCGAUGAGACUCGUGAGGGGUUGAGGAAGGAACGGAAUGAGAUGAAGGGGGCGGAGAUUGAGGAGAAGGGGUUGUCGAAUUUGACGAAGGCUUUGGGGGCGAGGUGGAAGAGUUUGAAUGAGCGUGAGCGGUCGGAUUGGCGCGCAAGGUUCCUAACAGAAGUAAAACGCUAUGACCGCGAAAUGGAGGAAUAC
Fimicolochytrium jonesii is the source of this 249-nucleotide messenger RNA. RefSeq names its product high mobility group box domain-containing protein. The record is from RefSeq and is a predicted model, not a curated record. Lineage: Eukaryota; Fungi; Chytridiomycota; Chytridiomycetes; Spizellomycetales; Powellomycetaceae. The transcript is spliced from 2 exons. The annotation marks the transcript as partial.